AUGUGUGUUUUUUCCAUGCGUCAUGAUGCUUUAGGAGUCGGGUGGAUGAUUUCCUGCGCAGCCAUUCAAAAAUUGGAGCGUUACGGCCAACUUGGCCAGAAGCGCCGAAGCGUCGACGACUUUGUGCAGUCAUCGCUCAAGGAUCCCAAGCGUGGCAAUGUGUACGCCCUGACGCACAUGCCGACGUGGAGAAACUGCUUGGCAGCCCUGACACCGGACGACAUGCUGAAGAUGCAGCCUGCUGUUGUCGAUAACAACGAUGAUGAUGAUGAUGAUGAUGAUGAUGAAAAGCAAUUGCAUAACGUGGGCGGUGGUAAAGAGGCGACAGUGGCAGCACCGGCCCCUGUGAUUGUCAUCAGUGACUCCCUGUUGUACGCCAUAAGUUUUGCCACGGCGCUUGUGGCACAUCACUUGGACGAGCAGCGAUACGUGGAAGGAAAGGAGAAGGAGGAAGAAAAAAGGGCACAGAAGAAUAAAAUUAGGAGGGGAGACGAUCCUGCGGCGUUGGUUGGAAAAGUCUUUCUCUCUCGGCUGGAAGAAGCGGAGGAGCUGCUUGCGGUGCUUCAGGCUGUCGCUGAGGCGUGUGGCCGUCACGCCCAUCAUCGCAACGAGGGCUCGCCAGUUGUCACGCAGGCGUUGGCGCAUCUUCUUUCGACAGCCGCUGACACCGUCUUGAUCGCCACCAUCCUGCGGCAGACGGACAUAAAUAACGAAGAGGCUGAAGAGAGACGAAGGAUUGGACUCUGUCGCCAUGCCACCGCAUUGGUGACGGCAGCUGCGACGCAACUUCGCACGGCUCGUGCGCGAAAUCCCUUAAAUACGCUUCAUGACGUCCGCCCAUGUCCAACACUUCUUCAGCAAUUUCUCACAAAGUCAAAAGGCAUUUCCUCAACGGCGACGAGGACGAUGAAAAGCAAAGACACCGGUAUUGUCGGUACGCAAAGAGAAAUAGAAAAAGAAAACAUGGACGCCAUUGUUAUUUUAACUUUGGUUGCGUGGGCCGCCGUAGCGCCGCAUGGGGGUUUAAUUGCCCGGCUUGCGCCCUUUACGCUCUUUCAGAAACUUAGUCUGGUGGAUGCCAUAGUAGCGGAAUCACCGGCGUCGUGCUGUUGCGUCGAGGUGUCACGUUACCGACGCACGUUGGCCUCUUUGGUUUCCAGCACGGCGUGUAAUCGAGCAACACGUUUGGUCGUGUAUUUUCGCGGGGACGAUAUAAAACUUAUGCAAAACAACGUACGCGACAAUGCGGAGUAUGCACUUCACACGCAUGUGACGACACCACCCGCAGAAGAGGCUACACUUCGCUCUGUGGCGCAACUGCCGGAAGGACAACAGCAACACGCGGCUUUUCUUCUUGUCCAGUGGAUGGCGAGCAUUCCUUUCUUUUACCACAGCUUCUGCGCGGAACAAAGCUGGACCGCCUUUGCCCAAGAGCAGCGGCGCAUGGUGUUAUUGAAGGAAAGUCAGGCACGACGAGAACGAAGGAACCAACGGCGUCAUAACAAAAACUUUGGUAAUAACCCUUCUUCUUCCCCCGGGUCUGCCUCCAGCCGCGGUAGCAGCAUCACGACCAAUGAUGAUAAUACGUCUAAUAAUAAUAAUAAUAAUAAUAAUAAUGGUAUCGUUCAAAAGAACAUUAGCCGUGGUGAUGGGAACGAGGGUACUGUUGAAGAAGAAUAUGAUGUUGAUGAUGAGGACGAACGAAAGUCUCUAAUCUCGAAUCAAAGUGCACUUUCGCUGGCGAGCCGGGCAAGUAUGAUUUCAACCAUGUCCAGAUCAUCCAUGACGUCAUACCGUGCGUUUCUUUCCGUCAUUGAAGCAGCCCGCAGCGAUGGCAAUCACAUGGAGAACGCAUUGCAUGUUCACCAGUCCGAGGACGGUAACACGAACCUGCCACUUAUCCUACUGGAGGAAGUCACACUUGCGCUACAAAGAUUUAUGGGUACUGCCAGUGAUUCUAACGUUGCCGCCAUGUUUGAUCGCUUUUCUCUUCAGACAUUGGCGUGGCGCACGAUUGGCGAGUUGUACACGUUCAUUCAGAGCACCAUAACUACUGCGGCGCCUUCAUCAUCCUUAGCAUUUUCUAAUAACAUGACGGCUAGUAUCCGUCCUAUGACGGUUGCAAUGGAUGAGAUACCUGCUGUGUUUCACUUUGGUCAAGACAUUCGCUACAACAGAGGCCUUGGCUACGAAGUACUUGGGCUACUUUUUGCCAAGGUUGUAUUGCCACAACUGCUCACCACAUGCGGUGGGCCUCCAGUAGCACAACGACGCAUGGAGCCGGCCAUUACGUGUUGUCUCUCCGCUUACGAGAUUAUUGCACCGCAAGUUAUUGAUCAGAAUGUAUCAGCGAUCCUGCGCAUUGCGGCUCGUGUGGCGAUGGAUGUGUCAUCACAGGAGAAUAAAAAUGAAAUUCGCACUUCUUCCACUACUCUUGCCCCAAUGAGCACAACAAAUACGACCACCAUGCUCCAUGAAUUCCUCAUCAGUCUUGUGACUCGGCUGGGGAAGAGCAACCAGAUUCCAAUGCUGUUGGAUGCCAUUGUUUCUCAUGUUAAAAAGGAGGGAAACACGAUUCAAUCUGCGGACAUGCACGGAGAUGAUGUCAUGGUGGCAGGGUUGCAUGAAAUAUUUUCCCACCCACGUGUGAGGGCAGCUCUUGUACAGGCGUGUGGCAUUUCACUUGAUCCAGAGGAGUUGCUCAUACAUCUUCUACAAUACGUCUCGCGCUGGGCUUCGGAGGAGAAUGAGGAUGAAGAGGCUGCCGAUGCGGAAGCGAACUUGGGAAACGAGCCAUCAAAGGUCAAUACAAACUCAACCACAUUGUCACACUUGUUACCGCAGGAAGUUCUCUUCAUUCUGGAUAUUGUGGCAACUGUGGUGGAGGGUAUUAUUGCCACCUCUGUCACCGCUGUUACCCUUUUGGAGCGCGCCGCGGAAUUGGAACUUACCCUCUCCACGUUUCUGGUAAACCGCCUCCACAGGACAUUUUUUUCUGAUAAAAUAGAAGAGGAAAAAGAGUAUGGUAAGUCGCGGAAUGAAAACAAGGGAAAUGCAGUAUUGAAAGUCUCAUCAUCUCCUUUUGCAGGUGGGGAGGAGAUUGUGCGUCCCAAGAUGCAGCGCCGUCUUGUGUUGUACACACUUCAUGCCAUUUAUCAAGCGCGUGAAUUAAUUUUUGGUUGUCUUCAGGACCUUGGCAUUCAGAACGUGGAGGCCUAUCUACAGAUGAUGGAAGAGACCAUGUGGCAAGUACAAACAAAUAUCGGGGCCCUUGUUGGACCCCUCUCUAUUGACGAUCUCGAUGCGGCAAUGAGUCUCUCCACACAGAUGCGUCAUGCGCCGUAUGUACAUCGCGCCACUUUAUUGCCGCAGUUUGUACUGCAGCGCCUCACUCUUGCGCGGUCUGUUUCAGUGGCUUUAAACGUUGCAGUGGAGCCCUUAAAAGAGGCCAGACGACUAACGACAUUUGUGUUGUGUCACAUGCGCCUUGCCAGCGAGGGUGGCUACUUGCCUGAGGGAGAAACGACGCGCGCCUUGGAACUUGCUGAUCGAAUUACGGAAGAAGAAUGGAAAUGUAUUGUGGAGUUUGGUCGCCCCAAACGCGUUUGUCACGCGCUUGUAUGGCUUUUGCGGACCACGUUUGCUGUUUCCCCCACCGCAUGGCGUUCUGUCUCUUGGCUUACACGUUGUCUCAACACUUGUGCCGGAUUUCUCCUGGAAGCACUGUGUGAGGUCAUCAUGGGUGUGAAUGACGACGAGGUUCGUGCCUGUUUCUAUCGACAUGUCAAGAGGGACAGCAACGUAGAGGAUGAUGAUGGAAAGGGAGAAGAAAUGUUGUUGCAGCUCUGUGUCGCCUUGGAAGAUGUCUUGCGCCGCCUCGGUCAUAUUCCCCAAUGGCCUUCACUUCUGCAACGCGCCGUCCAUUGGUUGCUGCUUAUUCAAAGGGAAAGAGAGGUGCUUCAGGAUGCUAAAGAAGAAGGGGAAAAAAUGAAUAAAAAGAAAAAGAAACGAAUGAGAACAUUUCUACUGGAGAGUCGAGUCCUACAGUUGGUUGCGGAUUUUCUGUUGUGUGAGGAAGGUGUUCCGUCGCUUUUUCGUCGUAUCCUCUUGCGACCGGAAGAAUCCCAUUCAUUGCAGCGUGCUAGGCGUAAGAAUGGCAGAGAGAAGUACACCGUAAUAAAUGAGGCCUUUUUGCGGGCAAUUAGGGUGCCAUUUGUCCCAUCCGCCGCCAUCCUACAUACGGAUGUUGGCGCCCCGGAAAACAGGAACAUCCGGGUGGAUAAUGAUAGUGACAUUGAGGAUGAAGAAACUGAAGGUGAAACGAUGGCGAAGCGAACCGCUUCUGUGUGCAACAUACUUGUUCGUCAAAUAUUUUCCAGAGAGCUUGCCAUCUUGCUGGUCCAUUACAGCGAAGGAGGAGAGAUGGCGCACUGUGGAGCGACGAUCUUGCGACAAGUUUACACAAUAGCGCUGAGUGCGUGCUGCGGGGAAAAGGCCGCAACGGACUCCCCGUCGCAAGCACACAACUUUCUAUUGGCUGUCGUGGACGAGAUGUACCGUCGCUGCUGUGAGGAAGACAACUUUUCUGCGUUGUCGUUGUUUUUGAAAACCAUGAAUAAUAACCCGGUUGCAUUUGCCAGCGCAAUCCCAAAGGGGACGCCAGCGGAAGUAUACAGGCGGAAGCGUCAACGUCAUGAAACAAGGGCAGAAGCCUCUUUGGAGGCAACAAACGACUUAGCGACGCUGGCCUCAGACAAUAAUGAGGAUCACGAGGAAGAGGAGCAUGAGGGAGAAGUAACGAACAAGAAGAAGAAUCAUAAUGACCAUCAUGACUGUGGAGAAACGAGGCCUCUUCACGAGAUCGCGGUGCGGUGGAUGGAUCUCCUUGGUGAACUAUUUUUGCGGGUAUUAAAGAGCAUCAAGAUAGAGACGAAGGAACAUCUAUUGCAUUGCUUCACGGCUCUUUGCAUCUCUCUCAAGCGUGUUCGUGGCUAUGCAGUGAUGCCUCAGGGUUCUGGGAGGCGGCCGCAUCAGCGCCAAGAAAAAGAGGGGCAUUUUGAUCGGUGUCUUGGCACCAGUCUCGCGUUUGCAGCAAUGGCAUCCCCCCGUGCUUCAGGUGUUAUCGAGGAGUUACGUCAACUCUUUGCCCCAAAUGAUGAGAAAAUGCGUCGGAACAGCCUUGUCACACUUGUGCGGCUGCUAAGUUCAGGGAAGGAGUCCGCACUGCAAGCCUUGUGGGUUUUGUUUUUGAUACACGAUGGACGACAGCGCCGCGUAGCCGUGGGGGAAGAAAAUGGUAUCACGAAGGACUGUGGUUGUUGGCUUGCUGCAGUGAUCAGCAACUUUGACCCACGGCAAGAUUACAGUACCAGUGAGACGGCCAUGAGUGAGUUACUUGCGGCAACGGAGUCCUGGGCGACGGGAGCGCGGCGGGGAAAUCACAGUUUCUCAUUUGUUGCAAUGCAGCGUGACGCGGUGUAUCGCACCGACGCAGCGACACGAUGGCUGUUGGAUCAACUGCGUGUGGUGCCCGCUAUUCUUCAUGCCUUCCCCACUGACAGCGCCCCUGUGCUGCUGCAGGAGUACAUGCACACCCUCUUACAUGAGGCGAUAUCGACUUCUUCUUGUUCCUUCUUCUACUCCGCAGCCUGUCCGUCCUCGUCAACACCCACCGCCUUCAUCUCUCAGUGCUUGAGCCGACAUGAGAAAUUGCUUCGGGCUGCCUGCAAGGCGUUGCAUCAAUUAAGCGCCGUCCCACACAUGCGGUUUAGCGCGUGGCGCGGGGAUGUGAAGCGGCUGCUUGUGGUGAGCGGCUCACGUGCUUUACUUAACAGCGCUGCAAAGGCAUUGUGGUGUCAGCUGUUAGAACUCUGUGCCCUGCCGCUACCGGCGCUUCAUGACGACGAUAUGUUCAUUGAUCAUGAGCUGAACUUUAUUCAUGCUCUCUUAGCCAAGUCGAGUGGUACGCGUUAUUUGGAGGAGGAGAUGCUUCUUCGAGUACUACGCCUCCUUACACGAACACUUCUUCCUCUCGGUGUUUUGUGGCGACGGCCCCAUCUGCUACCGGCGUUGAUGUCUGCGCUUCUCACGCGAUUUCUUGAAAGUGUCUCACGUGGACACUCCGGCCAAAUUUUGUUUAAUCAACUGUCAUCCUUCUUCUUUCAGCUUGUGAGGGACGCAAACCACGGCAGCAAAGACAGUAGCCCAAGCGGCGGCCACGUAUCACCGUCUGUGAAGAUGCUUUGCCUCGCCUCGAUCACAUCAUGUCUCUUCCGUCAGUCUGUGGCGUACAUUGACGUUUUCACGACCCACAGCAGUGAUCUUGACUUUCUUGCCGUGGACUUUUUGAAGGCAUUGCAGCGUAUUCACCUACCGCCUCGUCACACCCCGUCUGUUCCGCAGCAACAAUGCCCUGUGUGGUCCGACGCGACACUGUGCGAUCUCAGCUACGCUUGCGUUGGCCACGAUGACGCUCAAAGUCUCCUGCGGCAAGCAGCUGAACGUGUGGAAGAGGAGGAGGGCAACGGAGAUCGCCAGAUCUUUAUGAUGCCAAACUGA
Trypanosoma cruzi is the source of this 6558-nucleotide messenger RNA. RefSeq lists its product as uncharacterized. The transcript has a single exon. The record is from RefSeq and is a predicted model, not a curated record. NCBI's taxonomy places the organism in Eukaryota, Euglenozoa, Kinetoplastea, Trypanosomatida, Trypanosomatidae. The coding region runs from base 1 to 6558 and encodes 2185 amino acids.